Messenger RNA from Corythoichthys intestinalis (scribbled pipefish), 3747 nucleotides. RefSeq names its product RUN domain containing 1 (gene rundc1). NCBI's taxonomy places the organism in Eukaryota, Metazoa, Chordata, Actinopteri, Syngnathiformes, Syngnathidae. The record is from RefSeq and is a predicted model, not a curated record. The transcript is spliced from 5 exons. The coding region runs from base 166 to 1875 and encodes 569 amino acids.
CUCACGCGCUGGUACGCGUCUCGUUCUGACGUACGUUUCAUUUUGCUUCAAGAUGGCGAUGCACCUGUUUCAGUACUAGUGACCAGUUUGGUUCCCUCCGCGAUUUAACUAAUUACAACGGUUUAAAUCGAGUAGAACUUGUUUUAAGGGCUGACUCCGUCCACUAUGUCCACGGAGGAGCUGUCAGCCUCCGACAGCGAGCCCGCGCUGGCAGGCACCGGUGAGCGCUGGGCGCCGGUGGGCGCAGUGUCUAACCCCGAGGAGGAGCGCGCUGUCGGCGGCCAACCGAGGCAGGGAGGCUCGGUCGUCGGAGCAGACCCGGACGAAGAAAUGGCGGGGCGGCUGAGGAAGCUGGAGGACGAGCAGGAAUUGCUCAACUCGUCGCUGCUCGCCCUGACGUCGCAUUUUGCCCAGGUGCAGUUCCGACUCAAGCAGAUCGUCCACGCGCAGAGCGACGAGAAGGAGAAGAUGCUCACUGAGCUGGAGGAGUUCGCCUUCCGGGGAUGCCCCCAUGUGGUGGGGUGCGGACCCCGGGGCGCCGGGCACCUCCACAACACGAGCGAGCGGGAGAAACGGGAGCGUCUGGAAGCUCAGCGAGAGAAGCAAAAAGAUUUGAUCUUCCAGCUAAAGACUCAGCUGGACGAUCUGGAGCACUUUGCCUACCAGGAGGGAAGCUACGACUCGCUGCCGCAGUCCGUCGUCAUGGAGCGCCAGAAGGUCAUAAUCGACGAACUGAUCAAAAAGUUGGACGUCAACCUGAACGAGGACAUCGGCGACUUGUCGCCCGAGGAGCUGCGGCGGCGCGUGGACGCCGCCAUCGCGCAGAUCGUUAACCCGGCGCGGGUCAAGGAGCAGCUGGUAGAGCAGCUCAAGACGCAGAUUCGAGAUCUGGAGAUGUUCAUCAACUUCAUUCAGGAUGAGGUGGGCAACCCUCUGCUGUCUGACGGCGUGCGCAGCCAGCAGCCUCUUGCGGCUUCCGCUGAGGCCAGGGGUCGCGGAGGGAAGCGGCCAGUGGACCCGGCGCAGGCGCAAAGGAUGCGCGAGACGGGCCUGCAGUUGAUCCAGAAGGCGCUGACGGUGCUUCAGAUGUUCGCCGCCAGCCAAUUCGGCUGUUCGGUCGGCCAGACGCCGUCGGCCUGGCCCCAGGAGUCGGAGCAGCGCGACUACGGUCCCCUCCUCCGUCGUCUAGAGGCCACCGUGGACAAGGUCCGUGUGCUGGGCUCGCGUCGCCAGUCGGGCCCGGACCACGUGGUCCACUACGGCGGGAGCCUGGCGGCAGGGCCGCGCGACGAGCUUACAGCGUGCGUCCGUAAGGAGCUGGCCCCAGUUCUCAAGGACUUGCUGGCUCACGGCCUGGUAUCGCCGUCCCAGACGGUCAGCCUGGUUCUGGCGCCAAUCUCCUGCUUGCUACCCCGGCAGAGCGCCGGCCCUCAGACGGCGCACCCCUGGGAGCUCUUCGUCAAGUACUACCACUGCAAAAACGGCAAAGCUUUUGCCGAGUCGCCCGCCCGUCAGCUGUCGCAGUCUUUCGGCCUGCCGGUCGGGGGCAACCAGGUCGGCGUCACGCCUAAACAGUCGCUCUUGUGGGCCGUCCACACGGUCCUGAAGGAACAUGGCCGCUACAAGCGGGGCCCCGACACGGAGUUCAAGGCGCUGGUGUGUAUGGCCCUCAAUGAGCAGCGGCUGGUGUCGUGGCUCAACCUGCUGUGCAAGACGGGCUCGCUGGUGCAUCCCCACUACCUGUCCUGGAGCUAUAUGGCGCAAACCGGCUUCGAGGGCGCGCUCCGCAUCCUGGGGCGCAUCAGCCACCUCAAGUUCGACCUACCCGUUGACUUGGCUGUGCGCCAGCUCAAGAACAUCAAGGACGCCUUUUGACCACACGAUAAUUCCAGACCGUGACAUCACAGGGGUGGACAACAAUGUAACACUUUUUGCUUCAUUCAUGCAUUUCUUUUUCCUAAAAAGGGUCCAUUUACUUACCAUAUUUUUCGGACUAUAAGUCGCACCUGAGUAUAAGUCGCACCAGCCAAAAAAUGUGCAAUGGAGAGGAAUAAAACAUAUUUCAGUCGCACUGGAGUAUAAGUUGCAUUUUGAGGGGAAAUUUACUUGAUAAAAUCCGACACCAAGAACAGACAUGUCAUAUUGAAAGGCCACCUAGCCCUUAGCCCACGAUUAGCUUUUAGCCCACGAUUAGCUUUUUUUUAUUUUCUUUAUUUCAGUAAGAGUAACCUCAUUUUGCAAGUCCCUUACAAGUUUGUCGCUAACUCCAAACUUUCUUUCUGCUGCUCGACGCUGUUUUUCAAAUGCAUAUUCCACUAGUUGCAGCUUGUUAUCUGCAGAAUAUGAUUUUCUUUUCAGAGUCAUUUUGUCCAGCCCUUCUAAGUUGUUUUUAUUUGUUUUUAUAAGUUACCGCCAAUGUUGAAACACAGGCCUUGAGCGCCUCUUGCGGUUUAGUGUGAAAAUAGCAUGUGAAAUGAUAUAAUAAUGUGUUAAUAAUUUCACACAUAAGUCGCUCCAGAGUAUAAAUCGCACCCCCAGCCAAACUAUAAAAAAAAAAACUGCGACAUAUAGUCCGUUAUUCAUCAUUUCAUUUUUUAAAUCAAUGUAUCCCAUUACAUAAUUGACAUAUUAUAAAUAAAAUUCAAACAUGUAUCACAUACUUUUAAAAAUGUAUCUACUUGAUCAAAUCAAAUAAUAGAUGAGUUAUAAUGAAAUGAGGUAUCAAGACAUGAUUUGAUCAUAAACACAUCAACAGUACUGCACUGUAAUUAGACAAAAGUACAAUAAAUCUUAGUAUGUGCCCAUUUAACAAAUUUCGAUACAUUUUAAUACAUUAAAAUGAAUAAUUAUUAAAUGAUAACCAUAAAUGUAAUUUGAAAGUAUAUAAAUACACGUUUAUGAAUGAAGCACAUACAUAAAAAAACUAGAAGUAGCAGAGCACUCAGUGCAGACCUCUGACUAAACAGCCAAAUUCAAAGCGUUGCCCUAUUUCUGACCUCUGCGACCUUUGACACUUUCUUUCAUCAUAUCACCUGCACUUUAAAUUGAGUUAAAUAAGCUAAUCCGUUAAUAAAUUGUCACAAAAUUAAUUUUCGCUGCCAUUUUAUUAAAUGUUAGAUUACAAUUAAAACAAUGUGACAUUUAUUCAUGCAUUUUAAGCUUUUUAAGAACUCCAGUAGCAAAUGAGUAGGUCCACCUAAGCCUUAAGAAAAUGCAACAUGGUCCCUUGAGUCCAAAAGUUGGCCCACCCCUGUGAUAACAUCCUCAACAUUCCAAGAGAGUAAGAAUGUGACUACCUGAGUCAAAUCUGGAGACAAAUCCAAAGAUGAUGCAGUAAAUGGACUUUGAUUCAUUGAGACCAUUCUAUUGUAGGAAAAUGUGACUUGUUGUGGCAAGUAUUUAUUUCCCUUGAAUGCAAACACAAUAGCUGCGAUGAAAGUGCUACCUACUCGCCUGCAUAAUGUUUCAAAGUGCUUACAACAAUACCAGCGACAUUUAAGACUUGUAUUUGCCCUGUCAACUUAUUAUUUAUGUACAGAAGAAUUUAUUUAUUGGAGAGCAUGUUUUAGUUGAAGCAGAAAAGAUCCAUACGCUUGUAAGCUUGGCUGAAUCGCAUUAAUUUUUUUUUUUACUUUAUCCCGAACACAAAUAUUUAUAUUAAGGUAUUUAUGUAGUAUUUUUUUCCUCAUAUUCCAAUAAUGUUUCAUGCAGAGGAGCAGUGAGCAGAAUAAAAUGUGAUGAACUAUU